This is a messenger RNA of Penicillium longicatenatum, 3732 nucleotides long. RefSeq lists its product as uncharacterized. Gene Ontology annotation, biological process: phosphorelay signal transduction system; phosphorylation. Lineage: Eukaryota; Fungi; Ascomycota; Eurotiomycetes; Eurotiales; Aspergillaceae. The transcript is spliced from 3 exons. The record is from RefSeq and is a predicted model, not a curated record. The coding region runs from base 1 to 3732 and encodes 1243 amino acids. Gene Ontology annotation, molecular function: phosphorelay sensor kinase activity; protein binding.
AUGGCGCAUCCGAGAGCUCGCGCACGUCAGCAACCAAGUAGCUAUGGGACGUUCAGGGAACGAGAGCUUUUUAGAUACAUCCCUCCUCAUCAUCUACAAGCCCACCCUCUACCUCACAUCGAUCGAGACAUCCGAUCCACCUCCUUUGCCGCUCGAUCUUCAUGGGACCCCGCUCUGACCUCCUUCGCUCAGCUGGGUACGCUACGCCUGAAUGCUAAACGAACGUUGAUUUCAUUAUUCGGUCGGAAUGAACAGGUCGUGCUCGCCGAGGCUACCCAGACUUUGAAUCUUCAGGAUGAUGGCAGCCAUAAUGCCCGUCAGGGAUUGUGGGUCGGAUGCUGUACAAUGUCUUACGAGCGUAGUCUCUGCAAGUCCUUGUUGAAUCACUCGCAAGUCAUCGAAAAUAAACCUCAACCGCUCGUUGUGCUCGACAUGACCCAACACGAAGAGUUCAAGGACCAUUUGGAUGUGAAGAAUAACCCUCAUAUACGAUUCAUGGCCUGUAGCCCGAUUAUUAGCCCCAAAGGAAUCGUGAUUGGUGCUUAUACAGUUUUGGAUGACAAACCACAUGACCCAUUGGAUGCCAACACGUCGAAGUUCCUGGUCGAUAUUGCCCACACGGUGAUGGAUCACUUGGACGCCACUCGAUCUCGACAUGAACAUCGCCGAGGCGAGCGCAUGAUAGUCGGGUUGGGGAGUUUCCUGGAGGGCAAAGGCUCUUUGCGCAAUUCCUGGAUCAAUGCGAACGAGACCUUUCUGACUCCUUCUCCAGGCGAGGAUAACGAAUUGGAGGGCCAUGUCAAUCAAGAGCAACAACAGAAGCAGAUUUCCGAGUAUGCAGCCCCGAACGCCAAGUAUCACGAUGGUCAAGCCUUUGGAGAGUUCCGCCCACAGAACUUCAACACCAACCAGACCGGGAAAGCCCCAACACAAGCACAUCAGGAGCGGCCAUUGGCCGGUUUAGAUACAGGUACAAGAGACUAUUUCCACGCUCGGCCCCGGAAUAGACGUGCAUCUCAUAGGACCACGGCACCGAACCACAGAGAUACUCUCAAGAAACCCCCGAGGGACAGCUAUUCCUCCAAGGUGAAAGAAACAUUUUCCCGUGCAGCCAACAUUGUUCGUGAAAGUAUUGAGGUCGAGGCUGUUGUUUUCUUCGACGCCAAUUUUGGCUCUCCGGACGCUUUGGUAAAUGCUUCCAAUUUCGACUCCGAGAGUGGCGCAAGCUGUAUGGAAAGUAACUCUUCAAGCGAGGAGGAAGCCAAACGCUGUGGGUUUCCCCCCGAGCGGGAUAUAUCCAGCGACCCGCAACCUAAUCAUUGCGGAAUGUCCACGGUAAAUCCAUGCAAGAUGCUCGGAUUCGCCACCUCGGAUGUUUCUAGCGUCAGCAAGGAGUAUAUGUUUGAUAAAAAAGUCGCCAUAUCCGAGAACUUCCUUGGGCAGCUUUCCCGUCGAUACCCUCGGGGUAAAAUCUUUAAUUUUAGCGAAGAUGGAACCCUUUCAUCCGAUGAUACCAGUGAAGGUGGCUCCUCGUACAGUGGUGGCAAAAAGUUCAAGAAAACUCGGAGAGCCUACCUACGUCAGGAUGCUGUGACGCUUUUGCAGCUUGCUCCUCGUGCCCGAAGUAUUGCUUUCUCGCCGCUGUGGGAUUCACAUAAAGGGCGGUGGUACUCAGGCUGUCUGACAUGGACGAGAGCCCCUCAUCGUGUUCUAACCUCCCAAGAUGAGCUAGCCUUCUUAUUUGCGAUUGGGCAUAGUGUCAUGGCCGAAGUUCAUCGACUCGGUGCUUUGUUGACAGAGCGGGCGAAGUCAGAUUUGCUGGCCGGAAUCAGCCAUGAACUUCGAUCGCCUCUUCAUGGUAUUUUUGGCACGGUGGAUAUUUUGAACGAUACCGUCAUUGAUGUUCUACAACGUGGGUUGGUGCAUACAAUCUCAUCCUGUGCCUAUACACUACUUGGCUCCAUAGACCAACUUCUCGAGUAUGCCAGCAUCAACGACGUUCGUCCAAGGCCUUCCAAAUUUGAAGUUCAAGAUGCCUCCAACGUUGGUGCUACGCAACCUUCACAGAUCGGAAAGGUUGAUAAGGAUUCUGUCGUUCAGCUGGAUGCUGCUGUGGAGGAUGCAAUCGAAACGGUCUUUGCAGGGUAUUCAUUUUUCAAGACUCCAACUACCCCGCUCUGGACGGCCCAUGCCUCGAAUCCUUUCGACUUCAAGGGAGGAGUUAAAGUCAUCCUUGAUAUUGAAUGUGCUCAAAACCUCAAGUUUGCAACCCGCCCUGGGGCAUGGCAUGUAAUUUUGACAAAUUUCUUCGGUAAUGCCUUGAAGUUCACCGACGAGGGCUUCAUUUAUGUUUCUCUGAAGGCCAUUCCAGUGAAAUUCAACGCAAUCGGCCAACCUACGCAGUCAAAGGUCACCCUCUGUAUCAAGGACACUGGAUGCGGUAUGAAAGAAGAAUUCUUGCGAAACGAGUUAUUUACUGCCUUUUCCAAAGAAGACAAACUAUCGCCUGGCAAUGGUCUGGGAAUCAACAUUGUGAAUCGGAUCGUAUCAUCGCUUGGCGGUGAAAUUGAAAUUAGCUCCCAGAAAGGCGUCGGGACAGAGGUUGUAACAACAGUCAUCCUUGAUCAUAUUCUUGAGCGAAUUUCCCUCGGCAGCCUACAUGAUGCCUCACUCCCUUGGUCCACAAGGAGUCUCGUGAAGCAGAAAACCAUGGGUAUCUUGCUUCACACGUCUUCCGAUGGGGAUGCGGCCUUGCUAUCAUCCAUACACAAGCUGUGCCAAGACUGGUUCCAAAUGAGAGUUGAGUUAAUUGAACCAUCGAAAAUGCAACUCAGCCAUUGUGACUUUUACGUUUCCCUUCAUCAGUCUUCGACAACAGGAAUACACGAGAGCAUGCUUAUGCGCCCUCGCUCGACUAAACGAUUGCCCCCGCCUGUCAUCAUCAUAUGCUUAUCUCCAAGGAUUGCGCAUACCUUGGCAUCCCAGGAUCAAAGGGAACCAGGCGUCUUUGAGUUUAUCAGCCAGCCAUGUGGACCGUACAAAUUGGCAAAAACAUUGGAAAGUUGUCUUCAGCGCCAGCAGCUACGUCGAGACUCAUUAGCCGCAAAACGACGAGGAUCAACAGCUCCAAAGCCCGAAGAGCUUGAAAGCCAAUCGAAUGGGCAAUCGCAGAGAGAUUCGAUUCCGAUACUCAGCGCGGGUCCUGUUCGACCACCGGGGCCACUGCAGAUGCCCACAGAGUCGCCUACUGAACCUAUUGUGACACCGGCUUUGUCUGUCCCUGCGGGUCUAGAUUUGGACAUUCAACCGGAAGAUUACAUGGCCGUCCACUCACAAGUCAUUUCUCCGAGGACUAUUCUUCUCGCGGAUGAUAACGAGAUCAAUCUCAAAAUCCUGGUAGCAUUCAUGAAGAAGCUGGGAUACAGUUAUGCCAUCGCACACAAUGGGCAAGAAGCCCUCGACAUCUUCAAGCAAAAUGCACAAAACAUCGAAAUCAUUCUCAUGGAUAUUUCAAUGCCCAUCAUGGAUGGCAUUGAAUCGACCCGACGCAUCCGCGAGUUCGAAAAAACACUGGAGAACAAGAGACGCACCCUGAUCCUUGCGUUGACUGGUGUCGCCCAAGCUGAAACGGAACGCGAUGCCAUCGGGUCGGGUAUGGAUGCAUUCCUAACCAAGCCUGCACGAUUGAAUGGGUUACGGCCAAUUAUUAAGGAGAGAUUGCCUCAGACUUGA